This is a messenger RNA of Phyllostomus discolor (pale spear-nosed bat), 3321 nucleotides long. It is a transcript of the gene CASS4, whose product is annotated as Cas scaffold protein family member 4. The record is from RefSeq and is a predicted model, not a curated record. The coding region runs from base 607 to 3039 and encodes 810 amino acids. The transcript is spliced from 7 exons. Lineage: Eukaryota; Metazoa; Chordata; Mammalia; Chiroptera; Phyllostomidae. Gene Ontology annotation, cellular component: plasma membrane; cytoplasm. Gene Ontology annotation, molecular function: protein binding. Gene Ontology annotation, biological process: cell migration; cell surface receptor protein tyrosine kinase signaling pathway.
GGAAAGUGUGGUGCCACACAGUCCUUCGAGGCGGUCCCCUGCACUCGUUCUCUCCUGGCUGUCACAGGAAAUUUUGGGGGGCAGGAAGGAAGAAAUGCUGACAGCUAUCACGAAGUUGGGCUGCCGGCCUCCAAUCGGGGAAAAGAGUGUGGUCUGUGUGCUGUGAGCUGUUCCAAGUUCGAGGGAUGAGAGCGCUGUGUGCUCACACACCGAGCUUUUCAAAGUAGGAACUUCAGCUUAUAAAGCAGAAGAGUGGGUUUUUGGUUGUUGGGGUUUUUUUGUGUGUGUGUGUGGUUGGUUUCACAUAACAAAUGUGUGACCAUCUCCACUUAUAAACGACGUGUGAGACAUUCAGGCACCAGGGACCGAGUGCGCCGGGAUUCCUGGUCCCCCUCCCUCCCUUCACCCCUUUCAUCUGGCCUCACCUGGUUUCCCGAAAGCCCGCCGGCUGCGAGAACCUCUCUGACACUCUCCCGUGCUGGCAGCCAGCUCCACAGAAGUCCGUUUCUGAGAACCAGCCCGAAGCAUGCCCCGGCGUUGCACAACCCGCCUCUGAGGCCGGAGAUAUCAGCCACGGAGCGCCAGGGCCGCCUCACACACAGCGACAUGAAAGGCGCGAGCACCAUGGACGGGGCACCCAGGGCUCUGCUGGCCCGGGCGCUCUACGACAACCGCCCCGACUGCUGCGACGAGCUGGCCUUCUGCCGAGGGGACAUCCUGACCAUCCUGGAGCGGAACGUGCCGGAGAGCGAGGGCUGGUGGAGGUGUUCGCUCCACGGGAGGCAGGGCCUGGCCCCGGCCAACCGCCUGCAAGUGCUCACAGAGGCCCCCGCAGACAGGCCCUGGCCCCCCUCCCUGGCAGGCCUGGAGGAGGCGCUCGCCAGCCCCAAGGAGACCUACCGGGUGCCCACCCUGCUCGGGCACCCGCCUCCAAGCCCCGUGUACGAGCACAUGAAGAGCUGGGUGGAGGGGACGUCCUCACCCACGGUCCAAGUCUACGAACUGCCUGACCCCCCGGCCGGCGCCAGGGCCGUCUGUGAGACGGUGCUAGGCUUUCCCAAACAGGCCAUCUUGUCUAUUCCCAGACCCGCUCCAGCCUCAUCGCCCGUCCUGUACGACGUGCCGGCCAAGAACCACUGCCCCCCAGCCCUGAAGGAGCCAGAGAAGCAGCAGUUGUACGACAUACCCGCCAGCCCCCGGAAGGCAGGACGCGUCCCCGCGGCCAGCUCGCCCAGCAGGCAGAGCGCUCCCGUGACGUCAGCCGUUGCCGUGAGGAGAGCCUGCUACAAGACAUUGCCGAACCCUCAGAAGUCAGAGUGGAUUUACGACACCCCGGUGUCCCCCGAAAAAGCCGAAGUAAGAAAUGCAUCUCCAGCGGGCUUUGUGGACAAAGCGGAAUCCCAUGCUCUCCCCAGACCGAUGACCGGUUUCCACUGUCCCCUGAAGAGCAGGGCCAGGUCCCUCACGCCGCACCUGAGUGGAACCGUGCCCACGCAGAAGAAGCUCAGCCUUCCAGAAACCCCUGCUCACUGCGUUCCAGCGCCCAAGGCCGCCACCCCCUCGGAGGACGGAGGAGGGUACAGGGUUCCCUCGAACUUUCUGAUUCCCCGAGUGGAGCAGCAGAACACCAGGCCAAACAUCUACGACGUCCCUAAAGCCAGGCCAAGCGCCCUUCCGGCUGCAGAAGAGCUGGAGAAAGGCCGUGGGGCUCCCAAGAACGAGGGGGACUGCGGCCGCGCCUGGGCCCCCCAGCAGACCUCGUGGCUCUGCCCCGAGCUGGACAGGUUAUCCGUCAACAGCGCCGACAGCAGAGUCAGCGUCGUCUCUUCCUGCUCCUCCACCUCCACCGAUUCCUCGUCCGGCUCCUCCUCCGAGGAGUCGGCCGCCAAAGAGCCGCCCCUGGACUUGGACUUGGCCAAAGGGCUGGUGACGGCUCUGCAGCACAGGGUGGCCAGCUCUGUCUCGGGCCUGAUGCUCUUCGUGAGCAGGACGUGGAGGCUGAGAGACCACCUGGAGGCCAACAUCGACGCCAUCCGCAGGGCCACCGACCACAUCGAAGAAGCCUUGAGAGAAUUUCUGGAGUUCGCCCACGGCGUCUGUGGGGCCGCCUGCCACCUCACCGACAGCAACCUCCAGGCCAAAAUCAGGAACCAGCUGCAGACGAUAUGCGGCUCCUACCAGGCCCUGCUGGAGAGCAAGCAGAGCCUGGACGGCUGCCACUGGUCCCUGGAGGUCCUCGUCACGGACAAAGCCCAAAACAGCCCGGAUGACCUCGAAAGAUUCGUCAUGGUGGCGCGGAUGGUCCCAGAAGACAUCAAGAGGUUCGCCUCCAUGGUCAUUGCCAACGGGAGGCUCCUUUUCAAGCAGAACGGCGAAAAGCGAGACGCCGUGCCUUCGGCCCUCGGCGCAGGACCUAAGCUCGCCAGCUGCGUCCGGCUGCCCCAGAGGGAAGUGGAAUCCUAUCAAAGGAGCGCGCCCACCAGCAAACAGAGGGAAAGCGGCCUCUGCCCCGAACUGCUGGAGAAAAACUGGACAAACGCCCGUGGAAAGAAGUUGCCUCAUCUAGAAGAGGAAGUAAAACCCAUCUUGGAACAAAGGUCGGAUGGAAGCAAAGGCUUCGAAACGCAGAAUGCAAAGUACCCCAUGCCCCGGCCCCCAGGUCAGCAGCACCCCGAGAAGAAGGUCCACCUUUCGGAGCACUGCCGCCUCUAUUUCGGGGCGCUCUUCAAAGCCAUCGGCGUCUUCCACAGCAGCCUCAGGCACGGCCAGUCCCCGGAGAUCUUCAUCGCGCAGAGCAAGCUGGUCAUCAUGAUAGGGCAGAAGCUGGUGGACACGCUGUGCAGGGAGACCCAAGACCGGGACGUGCGCAAUGAGAUCCUCUGCGGCAGCAGCCACCUCUGCAGCCUGCUCAAGAACCUGGCCCUGGCCACCAAGCACGCCGUGCUCCAGUACCCCAGCCCCGAGGCCCUGGGGCACCUCCAGGCCGAGGCCGAGAAGUUAGAGCAGCACACACGGCAGUUCAGAGGGACGUUGGAAUGAGCCUCCCGCCCUCCCUCCGUCCUGUGCGAUCUGUCUCGUGGGAAAGGCCAGCCCGGGGACAGAGCGAAGGGCAGAAACGGCCGCGUGCCGAGAGCCGGUAUCCCCGAGUGCCCAGGGGACCCUGGACUCUGACUUACCCACAGAGAGUCAGGGAAGGGUGGCCGGUGUGAAGUAAGGACCUGGCUAAGUAUGUGUCAUGGGAGGUCAGUGUAUGAGUGACAUCGUAGAAACCAAUGGUUGUCUUGGUUAAAUGUGUGCCCGUUUUAAGUCCAUGCAUGCAAC